Apaloderma vittatum (bar-tailed trogon) is the source of this 954-nucleotide messenger RNA. Its product is annotated as protein EMSY-like. Lineage: Eukaryota; Metazoa; Chordata; Aves; Trogoniformes; Trogonidae. The transcript has 2 exons. The record is from RefSeq and is a predicted model, not a curated record. Gene Ontology annotation, cellular component: nucleoplasm. The coding region runs from base 70 to 762 and encodes 230 amino acids. Gene Ontology annotation, biological process: regulation of DNA-templated transcription.
UUAAGCAGUCACACUGCGUUUACCAAACACAGUGAACAGCUCGGAACUGAGGAAGGAGAAGUGGAAGAGAUGGACACCUUAGACCCUCAGACUGGCCUGUUCUACCGCUCGGCCCUGACGCAGCCGCAGGCGCCGAAACAGCAAAAACUGAGUCAGCCCCAGCUGGAACAGACUCAACUGCAAGUGAAAACCCUGCAGUGUUUCCAGACGAAGCAGAAGCAGACCAUCCACCUGCAGGCCGAGCAAAUCCAGCACAAACUCCCGCAAAUGCCCCAGCUUUCCAUAAGGCAUCAAAAACUAACCCCCCUCCAGCAGCAAGAGCAAGCACAGCCCAAACCAGAUGCCCAGCACCCCCCUCACCACAUGAUGGCCAAAGAAAGGCAACUCCCUACCUUGGUGGCUCAGCCACAGCAAACUGUAGUGCAGGUGCUCGCGGUCAAAACCACGCAGCAGCUGCCCAAGCUGCAACAGGCGCCAACGGCACAAAAAAUCUACGUGCAACCCCAACCCCCCCAGAGUCAAAUGCAGCUCCCUGCCUCUUCUGCAGAGAAACAGCCAGCGAGCCAGGCUAUCCCUCACUACUCCAUCCCUUGUCACUCCAGCUCCAACGUGGUGGUGGAACCCAGCGGACUCCUGGAGCUCAACAACUUCACCAGCCAGCGCCUCGACGACGACGAGACGGCGAUGGAGCACGAUGUGGACAGUAGCACCGAGGACGGCACCGAGCCCAGCCCCUCUCGAAGUUCUGCUGAACAGUCCUGAGGAAUUGGGGACGCCAGAGUGCACUUUAAAAUAAAAAAUAAGUCAUCUUGGGGUUUGGAGUAUCUGAGAUGCCCUCGUCUUGCGACGUCUUAGAGCACUUUGCCCUAUUCGAGUCGGUCGUGGGACCUUCGAAGCGUCAGCGCGUUUUUUAACGAGACAAUAUUGAAAAAGCUGCAUCUUAGAAAUGGUUUC